GACCCUAAUAGGCUUUCGUAAUAUUCAAAACCCACAAGUGAUGCUGAUUAUUCUAUCACGUGGGACGUCUUUGAAAUUUCAGUGACGUCACAACGAAACAGACACAGAAAAAAUCAGAGCAGCCUUACAGUUCCAAAGAUGUUGCCACGACCAAUUUUAUUUGUUUGUGUAAUUUCUUCAUUAGUGCUCUACGAAUUUGUGUGUGCUAGCACCACCACAGAAUCUGUUACAACUGUUGCGAGUACCACUGAAGAAGCCACCACCACGACCGCUGCUGCCACUACCACUGAACAAGCAACAGCGGCUGCUGAAUCUACCACUACAACACCCACAACAACCACUGAACCACCUACCACUGCUCAGUCUGCCACUCAAACAACUACCACGGCCACUGCUCAGUCUGCCACUCAAACAACUACCACGGCCACUGCUCAGGAAUCCACCACUGCUCAGGCUAUCACCCAGGCAUCUCAGACAACCGUAGCUGUUCAGAGCACCACAAGCGGGAACGGAACAUCUGCAAAUCAACCUGAUAAUGGUGGAUGCAUAUAUAACGUGAAUUUUCCCCUGUUAGCCACAGUUUUUGUAGCUCUCAGACUUUGGAUGUGCAACCAUUGAUGAGAUCCUUAAUUAAAGAAUGCAGAAAUACUUAUUUACAACUGACUUUAUCAAAAUGAAAUUUCUUCGCUUUUUGAUUUUUGUAAAACUCUUCAAAAUGCCUGCUCUACAUGAGAAGAAUGUUUUUUUUGUCUUGAAAGUACAGUCUGAAAAUUGAUCAAUUUGAUUUUUUUCCUUGAA
Molecule: messenger RNA, 798 nt
Organism: Saccostrea cuccullata (small rock oyster)
Lineage: Eukaryota; Metazoa; Mollusca; Bivalvia; Ostreida; Ostreidae
Product: integumentary mucin A.1-like
Exons: 5
Coding region: 139-618 (159 amino acids)
Source: RefSeq, a predicted model, not a curated record